Messenger RNA from Chondrus crispus (carragheen), 903 nucleotides. RefSeq lists its product as hypothetical. The transcript is spliced from 3 exons. The coding region runs from base 1 to 903 and encodes 300 amino acids. Gene Ontology annotation, molecular function: ATP binding; ATP hydrolysis activity; ATPase-coupled transmembrane transporter activity. The record is from RefSeq and is a predicted model, not a curated record. Lineage: Eukaryota; Rhodophyta; Florideophyceae; Gigartinales; Gigartinaceae. Gene Ontology annotation, cellular component: membrane.
AUGCAACUAGGUGGUUAUGGCAGGGGUCAGUUAGCCAGCCCCACGCUGUCCGGGUGUGACCAUAACUGGACGUUCGGUGCGGGGAGACGUUUGCGUUUGCAGAAUCGCGCGACGACGGCUGCUACCAAAAUCUUCCGCCUUUUGGAUCGUGAAUCGGGCAUUGACCCAAGUAAGAAGACUGGAGAGGUGUCUUCAAUUUCCGGUCAUCUGGCGGCAGAAGGGUUGCGAUUUGAGUAUCCGUCGCGUCCGGACGUUCACGUUCUUCGAGGGGCAUCCAUUGAAGUAUCUCAGGGCCAAACGUUAGCAUUGGUUGGAGCUAGUGGAUGUGGAAAAUCUACGACUAUUGCCCUUUUGGAGCGAUUCUACGAUCCUCGCGAAGGGACUAUUCGAAUUGAUGAUACUGAAAUCCGAGAGUACAACCUGAAUCACCUGCGAUUCAACUUGGGUCUUGUUUCCCAAGAGCCUGAUCUUUUCAAUAGUAGUAUACGGGACAAUAUUGCCUACAGGCUGGACCACUCUGAUGGGACUCCGGUGACAGAUGACACGAUCAUAGCAGCUGCAAAGGCUGCCAAUGCUCACUCAUUCAUUUCAGAACUGGAAGACGGAUAUGACACUGUCGUUGGCGCACGGGGGGAAAGACUUUCAGGCGGGCAACGGCAGCGCGUGGCAAUCGCUCGAGCGCUUGUGCGAGAGCCCCGAAUCCUUCUACUGGACGAAGCAACUUCUGCACUCGAUGCGGUGUCGGAGCGAGUUGUACAAGACGCGUUGGACAAGGCAGAAGCAGAACGCACGACGGGUCGGAUUGUGGAAAGCGGAAAACAUGAACAGCUGCUGCGCAUUCCGAAUGGAGAGUAUGGGAACCUGGUUAAGAACCAGUUGACUGAAGCGACCUACGAAGAAUGA